CACACCACAGAGGGUCCUCUUCCAGAGCCUACAAGCCCUGAGCCUGUGACCCCGCAACCACCCCCCGAGCCUCCCCUACAACCACCGACCGUGGAGCCACCAAGUACAGCUGCACUGCCAAGCACUUCAGCAACCGACCCUUACCUCAUUCCAGCUUCUGUCAAAACUACUUCACAAACUUAUUUAGUUGGGACGCAACAUCCGCUUAUUAAGUUUGGUAUGCCAGGUUUACCCCCAGGGUUUGUGGAGGAACUUUUAAUAUCCGAAAGUGAAGAUACAGUUAUUCUCCUUCUUGAGGAGCUGGCUCUAGCCAUGCCGACUGUUUAUGGUCGGGUAGGUCCACCGGGGGAGCCUGGUCCACCGGGUGAAGAAGGACCACCUGGUGAAGAGGGACCAAAAGGAACCAAGGGUAUCAAAGGAAUGAUGGUUCCAGCGUAUCCGGGUUUCCGUGGUCCAAGAGGCCCCCCUGGUCUCCCUGGGAGGAAAGGAGAUGAAGGGCCACCGGGUGUGGAAGGUUACCCGGGUGCAAAGGGUGGCAUGGGGCGACGUGGUCUCCCUGGAAUGCAAGGACCAAGGGGUAAAAGGGGUCAACGUGGGUUACCGGGUCAGCGUGGAGAUAUGGGUGAACGAGGAGAAGAUGGAAGAGAUGGAGUGAAGGGUACACCGGGGAUCCUGGGGUCAAUCGGUGCCAAUGGUCAGCGGGGACUACUUGGGCAGACAGGUGCUAUGGGAGACCCAGGUCAAAGAGGUCAGACAGGUACACCAGGAAUGCCAGGGUUUCCAGGCUUCAUUGGACAUCCUGGACCUGAAGGGGAAGCAGGGGAACCAGGUGAGGGUUCAGAACCUGGACCGUCUGGACCGAAAGGGGGCAAAGGAGAACCGGGACCGCCAGGGUUCACUGGGUAUCCGGGAAUGGAUGGCGACCCAGGGGAUGAGGGAAGAAAUGGUUCGUUUGGUUUGCCUGGUGGAACAGGCACACAGGGCCCAGUCGGCAGACGGGGUGAGCAAGGGCCACCAGGAGAGCCUGGACCCAAGGGCAGGAACGGCAGCCAGGGUUACCAAGGGGCCAGGGGUAGGAUCGGACUUUCUGGAGACACAGGCAGACCAGGAGCAACUGGACCUAAAGGGCUAUUGGGUCGAGAUGGUCCUGAAGGCGCUCCUGGUGAGUCUGGAUUAGAGGGGUAUGAAGGUGACCGCGGCGAGAAGGGUAUAGUCGGACCAACAGGUCCUCAAGGACAACGGGGUGAAUCAGGAUUGGAUGGUGACAAUGGUAUACCUGGAGUAAAAGGAGAAAAGGGUGAUCUUGGACCUAAUGGAUUUGCAGGGUAUCCCGGUUACCGUGGUAACAGGGGUCUGCCAGGUAUUGACGGCAUACCUGGAAAUAUGGGUGAUGUGGGAGAUCCUGGUCCCAUUGGUGCACCUGGUAACAACGGUACUGAAGUAAAAGGUCCUCAAGGUUUUGCAGGUCCAGUGGGUCCCCCUGGACCGCCUGGUUUACCUGGUUAUUCAGGUACACCGGGGUCGAGGGGACCAACAGGACCUGCUGGGGAAGCAGGUGUGACUGGUGUUCACGGUAUAAACGGAACAAAAGGAAGGGUGGGAAAAAAGGGUGAAGUUGGAUACGAAGGUCUAGCCGGUCAGCUCGGUGAAAGAGGUGAACCUGGUAAGCCAGGUCUGAAGGGUGAGCCAGGAGAACCUGGUCUUGCAGGAUCGCCAGCUUCAGAUGGUUACAGAGGGGAUGAAGGGAUGAUCGGGGAGGAUGGUGAGAUGGGACCAAGAGGAGCUGAUGGACCCCCGGGUGUUAAAGGACCAACUGGAGUGGCUGGAGAUCCGGGCAAGAGGGGGCCACCGGGUGAUCCUGGCGGAAAAGGCGAACCAGGAGAGGGUGGCAAAAGAGGAAUGAGGGGUGACGCAGGCAGGCCAGGGCCUCUAGGGAAGAGGGGUGAUAAAGGACCCAAAGGAGAGUUUGGAGGAGGUGGCGGACUUGGUUUACUUGGAAGAGCAGGACGGCGGGGCCAGUUUGGCAUACGAGGUAUCUAUGGCACCAAGGGUGAGAAAGGAGAGACUGGUGAGCUUGGAGAGACGGGUGACAGAGGACCCAUGGGUGAACGAGGUAUCACCGGAAUGCAAGGUCCACAGGGACAGUUAGGGGUCCCUGGGGUAAGGGGACCACCAGGCCCCAAGGGGGUACAGGGACCCCAGGGACCACAGUUUAGUGGCCUCGGCGAGAAGGGUAGGAAAGGUAUAGAAGGUGUGACGGGAGUACAGGGACCACAGGGUGUGCCGGGUGAUAUGGGUCCCCCUGGGCGGAUUGGUACUAAAGGCGACAUGGGUAUCGAAGGGGACAUGGGUCCCCCUGGAGACAAGGGAACGGUAGGACCUAAAGGAAAUGAGGGACUUCCAGGCCGAAAUGGAUCCAAAGGCUUCAGUGGAUUAGAAGGAACCAAGGGUAGCAAAGGCGUACAGGGUGAAUAUGGCAGAGGUGGCUUUUCUGGUGCUCCGGGCAUUCGAGGUACACCCGGGGAGAAGGGUGAGGAUGGGGCACUUGGUCCACACGCCCCACCGGGCUUCCCAGGCUACUUUGGUACCCAAGGACUUAAAGGAAGAGUGGGACUGCGAGGACGGAAAGGUCGAGGUGGUGUCAAAGGGACACCAGGGGUGCAGGGACGACCAGGACCUGAAGGAGAUAAAGGAAGAAAAGGAUCCAGAGGCCCACUAGGCCGAGAGGGUUACAAAGGAGGUUUAGGGGAACCAGGCUACACUUAUCCCGGUGAGGAAGGUAUCGAUGGAGUCAACGGACAAAGAGGAUUGAAAGGAGAAAAGGGCAACAGAGGGCCACAGGGUCCCGUUGGUCCACUAGGAAGGGCAGGCUACAUUACCAGAGGGGCAAGUGGUCCAAUUGGACUUCCUGGAGAAAGGGGACCAAAGGGUGAAAAAGGGCCAGCUGGUGAGCCUGGAAUACCAGCCAAGCCUGGGGAGACGUUAGUCGAAGGACCACCUGGGCCCCCAGGACCUCGUGGCCCACCGGGACCUCCAGGUAAACCAGGGAAACAAAAGGGAGAGAAAGGUGAUAAGGGUCCAAAAGGUGAAGCUCCACAAGGCGCCAAGGGUAAACGGGGCAAGAAAGGCACACCAAAUGACCCACCAGUGAGGGGUCCAAAAGGACCAAAGCAAGGCGCCAAGGGUAAACGGGGCAAGAAAGGCACACCAAAUGACCCACCAGUGAGGGGUCCAAAAGGACCAAAGGGAGAUCCAACACCUGGAAAUGCUGGUGAUCCAGGUGAUCCUGGCCCAACAGGGAACCCUGGUGGACGGGGGCCAAAAGGUUAUAAAGGAAACCCAGGUACUAAGGGCGUCAGGGGUCAACCGGGACCCCCAGGUCCUCCAGGACCCCCGGCAGGUUCACCCCCAGCUGUGAGUCCAACACGAGCCACAUCCUCAACGGCGCUUCCACCAACUACGCCCGUCCCAAUAGUUCCAGAUCUUAUGAAGAAAACUGGUACGAAGGCCAAUCCAGCUGCCAAUUGUAAAGACUUAAAAGCAGAUUUUCCAGAUUAUCCUGACGGUCAGUACUGGCUGGACCCUAAUGAAGGUUCAGAUGGAGAUAAAUUCCAAGCACAGUGUGAUUUUACCGGCGGUGGUAGGACUUGCGUCGCCCCUGCUACUGAAACAAUUGAAACAAAAGCAUGGCCCAAAAGCGAGGGUUGGUUUAGUACAUGGGCUGAUGGCGUCAGGAUACGGUAUACAGCAAACAGGGUCCAAUUCAGGUUUUUACAAUUAAGAAGUAAAAAGGCAACACAGCAAAUAACCUAUAAAUGUCAACGAAGUGUAGCCUAUUUUCAUCAAAAGGGCAAUCACCAUGAUAAGGCAGCCGAAUUCAAGGCUCAUAAUGAUGAGGUCAUAACACACGGAAGUCCCAUAAUGCAAGUUACAGCAGACGGAUGCCAGACUGCACCUAAGAAGGUCAAAGAAACCGUGUUUGAGUUAUCAACCAGGGAGGUGGAGCAGCUCCCCAUCAUGGAUGUGAUUCCCAAAGGUUACAACAGCAACACUGGGCAAAAAUUUGGUUUAGAGAUCGGUCCUGUGUGUUUUCUAUGAGGUCAAGUGGUUCGUAGUUCACUCUUUUUUUUACCAAAAAAAUACCCACAUUCAGAUGAUGUUUUUGUUACUAUUAUCACAAUUUAAGGCCCUGCCACACAGGGUAAUUUUUGCAGGCAUUGUGAAGGCAACCACUGUACAGCUGUAUGCAAACAGAAUUUUUUGGCAGCACAAUAGAUGUUCUUCUGGCUGUAACUCUUUACCCCCAGGAAAAAAUGAAAUGUGAAUGAAUUUUUCUUCUUAGAGAUUUCCUGGAUUGGUUGCCUUUAAAUUGCCCCAUGCGACAUAGCCUUAAAGUUGGUGAAUAACAGAAACAUGGCAAGUUGGAAUUUAGUUUAUAUCUUUGUCAUGUGGUUGAAGAAUCAAUAGGAACCUUAGGUGGGAUUCGAACACACGAUGUCUUCUUUAUAUGAAAUAAGUGCUGAAUGUCUGUGAUCGGCAGUCUAUAGAAAUUUAUCUAAAUUUUCAUUAUUCUGAAAUGCACCUUUGAAUCAGAAUUUUUGAAUAAUCAAAUCGUACAGGGUUUGAAACUUGGUUUCUAUUAUACAUAGGUCUACAGGGGCCGAUUUCAUAUUGCUGGUAAGCAGAAAAUUUUGCUGAAGAUUUUUAUUUUCUAAGCAAAUGAGUGGGCACCAGUCAAACAACAAGGUAAACCUAAUGUAAUUUUGGCGGGUAAUCUAUUUCUAUUAAGCAAUACUUUUCUGUGCUUAGCAGGUUUUAUGAAAUUGAGCCCAGGUCUCCUCCAUUUGGAAAAUAUAUUGGAAUUCCAGUUCGUCAAUGUCCAUAUUUUGAUCUCAACUUUGGUGCACAGAGCAGAAAGGAAAAACUCACAUGGUAGAGAGUGAACCCUUUUAAAGUAUAUAUUUAUGAGAACUCGGUGUUUGUAAGAAAUUAUUAUUAUUUUUUUUUUAAAGGAGGUCAUAGUUAUAGCGGAAAUAAACCGUAACCAGUAAAUCUGUAGCUUUCCUUAUGCACACCCAACAUAUUGACAACUGGCUGGUCUGGUUUCAGCCAUUUCUGUAGUCUGUUUGACCUGAUAGUACCAUAUGCAAAUAGAUGGCCUGUGCUUGUUUUUGUUUCCCCUCCAUUUGGAUUUCAUCUGCAAAGGCCCUUUGCGAAACCACAGCUUCAGCUCCAGAUUCAACUCAGGCUAGCUUGGCGCUCACUGUCGCUUCAGACCAGUGAACAGAGCCUGAAGCUGUAUCCAAAGCCAAAACCGUGGAUUCGUAAAGGGCCAAUGUUGUGGAAAGGUUUAGGUGGUGCUUGAUAUGCAAAUUAGUAGUGACAUCAUAUAAAAGGCAUAUAGUUGGCUAAUAUUGAAAUUGACCUAAUGUUAUAAUCAUUGAGAUUAAGUAGUUUAACUCUUACAAAGUAUUCAGGCACUUGAACUGCACAGUUUUGUCUUCCUUUGUUUUGAUCUCUGUUUCAAGUUGCGCACAAUGUCUUAAACAAAGUCUAUAAAACAAUUGUGUUUCUCCUUGUGAAAGUGGUGAAUCAAAUAUAGGGUUUCAAAAACAUUCCUUAUUGAUAAAUCAGGUAUUACUACUGCUAAUUCUUGCCAGAUUAUACGCACUAGUUUUUAACAUUUUCCCUACCAAAAAAAGCAGUUGUAACAUAAAUACAUAUUCUACAGAAAAUUUACCGUCAACAGUUAAGAAUAAUUGACACUUUCUUCACCAUUUUGUUAAUCAUUUAAUCAUUAAGUGCUAAGCCCAGUUGUUAUUGCUAUUUUGUUAUGCUUAGUAUGUCUAGUUGAUCUAUUGUCAGGUAUAAAUUAAAGACAUAUACAUUUUCAUAUUGAAAUUGCAAAGAUCAUUGUACAGCGGAAUGUAUGUGGGUUUUUGUAUGAAAUAGUGUAGCAGCUGUAGUGGAGGGAAAGUUAUGCAAAUGUGCUCAUUUGAAUAUUUACAUUAAACAUGCGUUCAGUCGUACGCUUAUUUUUAUAUGCAAAAUGACAGAAAAAUUUCAAGGAUUUCAUUGGUACGCAUCUUUGCACCAUUCCAAUUUAAAUAACAUGUUUUUAUAUAUGGUAUUACAAAGCCAUAUCUGCCAGACACCUGGGCACAAUUUCAUAGAGUUGCUCAAGUACAACAAGGAGCUAAGCACAAACACAUUCUGUAAGUUAAAUAGCAGUACUGACCAAAAUACCAUUUAACAUGUUCCAUUUGUGACUGGUAUCUGGCUCAUUUCUGCUUAGCAGACAUUUUGUGUUAAGCAAUAUUUUCUGCUUAUUAGCAGCUCUAUGAAAUUUAACCUUGAUGUUUUAUAAUGCAAUGAUGUGUUGACUUCAUCUGUGUCGUCUUCUAUACAAACCAUAGAAAUAUAUAUAAGAACUAGAGGGCGCACGAGUGAUGCUUCAUGCACAAACGCCACGGGACCGCAAGAUGACAAGCG
Asterias rubens (European starfish) is the source of this 6492-nucleotide messenger RNA. Its product is annotated as collagen alpha-1(I) chain-like. Bases 220 to 4098 code for a protein of 1292 amino acids. Gene Ontology annotation, molecular function: extracellular matrix structural constituent. NCBI's taxonomy places the organism in Eukaryota, Metazoa, Echinodermata, Asteroidea, Forcipulatida, Asteriidae. The record is from RefSeq and is a predicted model, not a curated record. The transcript has 40 exons.